AUGACUGCUGAUACCGUCGCCCGCGCAUUUAUCUUCCACUGGGUGGCCCGCUUCGGAGUGCCGGCAACCGUGACUACGGAUCGCGGAACACAGUUUGAGUCCGCCCUGUUCGCAAGCGUCACCCGGCUCUUGGGUACUCACUGCAUCAGAACAACUGCCUACCAUCCGAUAAGCAACGGUAUAGUGGAAAGGUUCCAUCGCCAUCUGAAGACGAGCCUGACGGCUACUACGAGUCACAGUUGGGUAGAGGCACUGCCGUUUGUUCUGUUGGGCGUUAGGACAGCUCUGAAAGCAGAUAUUGGAUGCUGCUCCGCUGAACUGGUGUACGGAACAACGCUUCGCCUCCCAGGGGAGUUUUUCACUACCAGUAAGGACGAAAACGUGUACGGAAACGCGGACUACGCCGUGCGACUGCGAGACAUCAUGAGCAAGCUACGCGCUGUUCCUCCGCGUCCGCCCGCAGCCCGGCCAGUCUACGUGGACCGGGAACUCUCCUCCUGCUCUCACGUGUUUGUGAGGCACGACGCCGUACAGCCUCCACUCCGGCCCCCGCACGACGGGCCUUUCAAGGUGCUGCGACGGGCAGACAAGCACAUAUACAAUCGACAGAGGUGGUCGUCACGAGGUGGUUUCCCUAGACCGCGUAAAAUCAACACACGUGGACUCCGACAGCGAAGCACCUGCACCACCUCGAGCUCCAUCUUCGCAGGCACCCCCGGCAGACCACGUAGCGCAGCCCCAAUAAGUCCUCAAACGGUUUACGCGGAGUGGACGGUGUACGAGACCCCCGGUGCGCAUGAACUUAUGAACCGCAGUGGGUCGUCCGAGUGCGGCCGUUGUGCGCGCACUCACUAG
This is a messenger RNA of Rhipicephalus microplus (southern cattle tick), 855 nucleotides long. RefSeq lists its product as uncharacterized. The record is from RefSeq and is a predicted model, not a curated record. NCBI's taxonomy places the organism in Eukaryota, Metazoa, Arthropoda, Arachnida, Ixodida, Ixodidae.